AUGAUGGAAUAUGAAGAAGGUGGGGCCCUUGCUGUUUUCAGCUCACCCGAGUGUUCUCAGUGGGGUUUUUCUCCUAAAUCUUUUGAAAACUCCACACAGAAUUGCGAUUAUGCAACACAUCAAGGGCGUAGGGAGUAUCAAGAAGACCGUGUUACGUGCAAUCUUGACAUGAAACUACCUUUCUCAGCUGAAGGUUCACCUGGGGAGAUUACUGUUGGUAUUGCAGCCAUAUUUGAUGGCCAUGGAGGCCAGGAAGCCAGUGAGAUGGCGUCGAAAAAACUUGCUGAUUACUUUUUCUUGCAUGUUGUGUUCACCGCACACAAUUGGACACUCUCAAGCAAUAACGAGAGUUCUCGGAGGUCACCAGUGAUUGGUCAUCACUCACUUUGUUCGAUUCUAGAGAAAUCUUUAUUAAGAACUAUUAAAGACAUUGAUUUGGAAUUUUCAAAGGAAGCGCUGGACAAACGAUACAUUUCAGGGUCAACUGCCACCAUUGUUCUUUUGGUCAACGGCAAAUUUCUGGUUGCUAAUAUUGGCGACUCGAAAGCCCUUUUGUGCUCUCGGAAAAAUCCCUCAACCCAUGAUACUGAAGGUUCUUCACCGGGGGAAAUUUAUACUGAGGAACUAACAAGAGAUCAUCAUCCAGAUAGGGAAGAUGAAAAGGCGCGGAUCGAAGCAUUUGGCGGCUUUGUCACUAAAUCGAGCAUUCCACGUGUCAACGGCGUAUUGGCCGUCUCCAGAGCUAUCGGUGAUGUGUACUUAAAACGAUAUGGCGUCACAGCUGAACCUGAGCUCACUGGAUGGAGACCUUUUACCCCUGAGAACAGCUUUUUGAUAGUGACAUCAGACGGUGUAUUUGAGACAUUGGCUCCAGAGAAUGUGUGUGAGAUUGUACACGCGAUUUUCGAGUCCUCGUCCGAAGAUAUCACUAAAUCCUCACUUGCCGAGCACAUAAUUCGCAGUGCAUUUAGGUCGGGCAGCACGGAUAACCUGUCGGCUAUAGUGAUUUCUGAUAUGUUACAUACUUGCAAAGAGAAAAGAUGCAAUUAG
Molecule: messenger RNA, 1050 nt
Organism: Striga hermonthica
Lineage: Eukaryota; Viridiplantae; Streptophyta; Magnoliopsida; Lamiales; Orobanchaceae
Source: the annotation of a GenBank genome assembly